This is a messenger RNA of Marasmius oreades (fairy-ring Marasmius), 1959 nucleotides long. RefSeq lists its product as uncharacterized. Bases 1 to 1959 code for a protein of 652 amino acids. The transcript is spliced from 8 exons. The record is from RefSeq and is a predicted model, not a curated record. NCBI's taxonomy places the organism in Eukaryota, Fungi, Basidiomycota, Agaricomycetes, Agaricales, Marasmiaceae.
AUGCCCCCUCGUUCUAAAAGAAAAACCAUUGACCGGCCAACCAAUCACGAGAACAAAAACACGAAUACGCACUCACGUUCAAAACCCAAAGCUUCGAAACAAACCACAACUCAACCGGUCAUUCGAGCCCUUGAAGCCACGGAAGGUGAGAUUGAAUUGGAGGCCAGUAGCAAGGAAGGAAAUGGGAACGUGAAUACAAGAAGAACACCGCUACCUCGUAUACAUAAAAACGUGGACCCAGCGGAACCGGAUCGCCCACGCCCCAGACGAUCUUCGCAGGAAGUUCAGGCGCAAAGGCUUGCGCAGGAAAAUCGGAAACUUGAGAAGAUGAAGGAAUUACAUGAAAAGGAGGAGGAGUUGAAGAGGCUGAGGUCAAUGUUAGGCGAUCAGCAGGCAAUGAGGGAAAGGAAAGCAAGGACACGAGCGUAUGACCUGCUGCACGUUCUUGAAGACACAGAGAACGAGGGUUACGAGAGUGAAGGGCUGGUGGAACAACAAGUCAAAAAAGCACAGUCGUCUGACUCACUCGAGUACAUCAACGUUGACGACGUUAGUGACGACAGCAGCAAGGGAAUCGCUGAAAUUGAAUCAAACAUGAAGCAAGCAAAACCGACAGCGAGAACAGCAAAGGAUGCUGGUGGUGCAAAGGGGAAGAGGGUCAUCGGGAGCAAGGUUAUAAAGAAUAAUCUUGCCGCCUGUCAACCCAGCGGCAAGACCGGGCUCUCAAAGCGUUUCAAAACCCGCCUGGUGCAAGAAGGGAAUGUGACUGGUGGACUUGGAGACAGUGACGUCAAAGAUUUCCCUCCAGGUGAAGCAGAGGAGGGCAUGGGCUCAAAUGAACCGGAUACGGAGGGCAAUGACGCUAUGAUCACUUGCGUAAACGCCUCUUCUCCCGCUGUCAGUUCACAGCCAGGUUCAAAGGAUUCAUCCCGUCAACCUUCAGUCCAAUUCAACCCACUCCCGAAGAAAGGCACUGCACGAACACAGUCUCGUCCAACGGCACAGCCUGUCAUUCGCUCACAACCUUCAUCUCGUUCAGUAUCCCAGCCAGCAUCUCGUACUCGUACCCCUGCUGGGUCUCGAGCCCACUCACCAAACCCCCCUCCAGCUCAAGCAUCUGGGAGGAGAGCAGGCCAGAGGGUCGGAACGACCGCAAAAGACUACCCCGAAUUCAUCAAGGGUAGUGAGUGGUCGGGUCUUGUUCUCCCCACAGCAAGGCAUGCCAUGUUUGCUUCCGAGCAACCCAUGGUGAAGUUCCGCCGUGAUGAAGGUUUUUGUGCGAUUGUUCAAGAAAUCAUCACGAGAACCUUCCCAGAAAUGGACUAUGUCUGUUCUCUGGAUCGUGAUCCGGUGCUCCAACAGGUAUACAACCGUUUGAAUGAAACGCGUUCCGGGAUAGCUUCAAAAGUGCUCAAGGUCGUCACCAAUUUCUUUAGUCAGCCCAAGUACGCUGGUAACUACACGAAAAUUUUGGACUAUGCUACAUGGGCUGGUACUCGACUUGAGGACGGACCUGCAUUCUACGCCAAACCGUCACCCCGCAACAUCAAACCCGGCUCUGAGAACUAUGUGCCCCCAAGCGGGUUAUUCGAGUCGCAUUUUGUCAUUGAAGUGAUGAAAUGUUACAUGGCUAAAAGGGCUAAAUCACACAUUGACUACGGCCAUCCUGUUGGGCUCAUUGGGUUAGUUCGUGCAGCGAUCAAGCGGGCUUUCAGAUAUUAUGUUAAGUCGGAAGGUGGGCCACCAAUCGUUUCGCUCAUCAAGGACAGCGAGAAAUUCUCUGAGGCAAACAUGGGUAAACAUGUUACGGCCUUCAUAGGUUACGCAGUUACCCUCGCGGAUGAUGACUGGGCAAGGCUGAUGGAGGUGUAUGAGUUUGUUCCCGAUCCUCCAACUGACGAGGAAGGCGGUGUUUCGAGCGAUUCCGAACAGUCGAUCAAGCUUUAUGUCCCUCGUUGA